CUGUAGGGCUCCCUGGUUCACACUCGACUCCCAUGCCGAGAUCUCGAGUACGUCGUUUGCUUGCUUGGUCCACUAUUUUUUUUCGAAAAAGACAGUAUGGAUAUUGUCCACGAUACACCUCAGCUGUGAGCACGAGAUUUUGUCUGGCUCGGACUACUGAACUUCUACUAAGUUCUACAAGUUCCGUCACUUUCCAACAAUAAGACUGUUGUAGCUGGAAGAGCAAGUGGCUCGGCUUUCCUGGCAGUGCUACUGCUAGUACAUGUAAUAGUUUCUUCGCCAUUGCAAGUCUUCGGACAGUUUUUUUUUGAAAAUUUGUGCUUGACAAAGCUAAAAUCAGUCCCGAACAGUCGGCUACUUGGAUAGGAGCUGAUCAUGCCGGCCCCAGGAAAAUCGUUCGAAGUCACCUUCUACAGGGCCGAGAAGGAAAUACUGGGAAUGACGAUCGGCGGCGGAGCACCUCUGUUCCCCUGCAUCUACGUCGUACAAGUUUUCCCGAAGGGCAAAGUCUAUGAAGAAGGAACACUGGAGCCAGGCGAUGCCAUCACGCACGUCAAUGGCGAACUCGUCAGCAAGAUGAAACGCAUAGAUGUUGCCAACAAGAUCAAGAACUCAGGGAAUCCCGUCCGCAUUACUGGAAACAAGCUGACCUUUGAUGUGAUCGAGGGAAUAACGAUAGAUAUCUUAAUGGCCGAUUUCAAGCACCGCAUCUUGGACUACGUGUCUGCGAACAUGGCAGACAAGUUUGGUCUAACUCGUGCCAUGCUGGUGAAUGAUGAUUUUGUGCAACGCUUUGAGCUGCUUGAGAAGAACGAGGCGUCGAUGAAACAGCUGUCCAUUCGAAUACACAGUCUACUCAAGGCAUUUAAAGACCAGUGCUCCGUAAACCGCGAGCUGGCGGAGGUUUUCUCCGAACUUUCUCAGGUUGAUGCUGACAUGGCACGUCGAAAGACAUCCACUCUCAUCGGGGAGGCCCACCGGCAGUUCACUAAAGGCGGCCUCAAGUUCAUCAAAGAAUCCAGUCCAAUCAUCGCAGACAUGAAUACAUUUCUUUCCAAGGCCAUUCCCGACUCGCGUGCUACAAUUCGCCACUACCUCGAUCUCAAGUACAUCUUUCUGUCAUUCUGUCUGAAGGUACAGCUCAUGGAUGAAGAGGAAGCAGAACAUGCUCGUUCACAUGCCUAUCUAGGCAGACUAAGCACCGGCAAUGCAGAGUAUCGCAUUGCUCUGCGCUGCCAACACAUGGCGAAGCGGCGCUUCUUGAACAUGAGGCAGAACGUCACGGAGAAGUUGUAUCUACUGGAUAACAAAAGGCUACAAGACCUGCAGUCACAGCUGUGCAAGUUCGCCGUCUCCAUGCAUCAUCACAUGCGCCAGUCGGCUAUGUUUGCCUCCGGUAUCAGCUUCCCGCAACAUGACUACAACCAUUCUGAGCUGGCUGUGUUGGGUGAGGCAACUACUCGACUGUCUCCACAGCCAAACCAAUCAACACCGUUUAUCAACUGACAGUGUACACCGAAAUAGCACCAGGCACAGUGCGGGUCUUCUUCUGCUCUCGCUCUGCUACGCUAGCCAUUCUCAGCUUACUAGUAGUCCUUUCGCUAUGUGUCCGUGUGUGCCGCGUGGAUGCAUGGUCUUCGGGGCGUCAUCGUCGGCAUGCCUGUUCCUAUCUUUGCCGGGCAUUUUCUCUCUCUCUCUCUCUCUCUCUCUCUCUCUUUCUCUCUUUCUGCUGACGCGCCCUCUAGCACGCAGAUUUCUCAGCCACCGCCCGACUUUCCUUCGCCGGAGCGCACCCCAUUAGGUAGAUGGGAUCAGCAGAGUUCAGCCAUCAAGAAGGAGGAGUACGUUGAUGUCUCGAGUCUGAGAUGCACGGUUGCGCUACGCUCCCACUCUAACCUCACUAGAUCCCAAACACGUGCACGAGCACAUGCUCACUUCACGUACUCUGACGCGCACGCGAGAAGCGCUGCGCUUGCACCGGCCUGUGCGCACGAGUACAAGCGUCCUCGCGCGAGCACGCGUGCUUGCACCCCUCGCGAUAGCAGCACUCGAGCGACGGUCAUGUUGUCUGCGGCUACUGUUUGUCAUAGUCCGUUCCCGCGAAUCAUCUUCUCCACUAUUCCUACGUUUAUCUGACAGACUGCUGCUCCAUCAUUUACACCAUUACUUUGAAGUUUGUUAUGACAAUCAGCUCCCGUCCAGCUCUACUCGUAUAGCUUACCCAGUGCCGAUGUUUAAGAGUUCUAGUACCCAGGCCAGCACACGUUUGACACAAGUGCUCGCUCCAUUAGUCACCAGCAGUCUUUGCUGAUUUCGCAUCUUUUCCAACUGCUGUAUUUCUAGGUUCCUGCAUGAUUUUUCGCAUUUUUAAUUUGAAAAUAAAAUUCUAAGGUCCAUUGUGUACCUAUUCGUUA
Sycon ciliatum is the source of this 2414-nucleotide messenger RNA. Its product is annotated as PRKCA-binding protein-like. The record is from RefSeq and is a predicted model, not a curated record. Gene Ontology annotation, cellular component: trans-Golgi network membrane. Bases 376 to 1506 code for a protein of 376 amino acids. Gene Ontology annotation, biological process: receptor clustering; regulation of Arp2/3 complex-mediated actin nucleation; positive regulation of receptor internalization. Gene Ontology annotation, molecular function: protein domain specific binding; phospholipid binding; protein kinase C binding. NCBI's taxonomy places the organism in Eukaryota, Metazoa, Porifera, Calcarea, Leucosolenida, Sycettidae. The transcript is spliced from 14 exons.